CAAUCCGUACUUUUUUUAUGACAAAGUUCAUUAAUUAAUAUGUUGACUACAAAGAACCGACUCUUCCUCGAACAAGAAACCAACUUUCUCACAAUCUCAAUUAUUAUAGUCUUAAUUCCCCACUCGGUUUGUGCCUCAGAAAAAAAUGCGACAACAAUACUGGCAGAGCAUAUUCACGCCGAGGACGUCGUUUGGCCCACCACCGUUGAAUUCCGCGUCUCCAAGCAAUUUUAUGGCCAAGGACCUAGUUAUUUUGGCAACGCUUCACUCGAAAACUGUACCACAGUUGCGCAACUGUUACCCGCCGAGUUUCAAACAUUCAACUACAUCGAAGUGAUUCCGGGAAAUUGUAUCAAGAUCUACCCAAGUCAUGACUGCUUCGAUUUUGGAAACAUUCAGUCCUGGAAACGGAUUCGUCUCACAGACAUCAAACAACACUGGAACCUCCUCCCGAGCCAAACACCGGUUCGAUCGGUGCGAUAUUGUUUUUCCGACUGUCCCCCCAGCUUUUCUCAAGAGGAGCUAGAAAACGAAAAGGCAGGCUUGGUUUUGGCAACUUUUUACGAAAACCGGGAUUUUGAAGGAAUUGGGCUGCCCCUCAACUUGUCUGGGUGCACAGUGGUCCCACUUUCAUUAAAGAGACGGAUAUCGUCUCUAAGAAUGCAUCAAGAUUGCGUUGUCAUUUACACGAGCAGAGAUUGUAACGGGCAUGACGAUCACAGAAUGAUUCGUGCCCCACCUGCAAAUCAGGGCAGCUUGGAUACUUGGAAUCAUGGAUUGGACCGGCGAGCAGUCACAAUUAGUUCAUGCUUGUACUACUGUCUGAAUUCCACGAUGCGAAAGGCAUUUCCGUCCGGAAAACUGGACACUGGUCCAACAUCAGAGGACGGGGGUGAGGUCGUAAUAUAUGAUGAACCACAUUUUUAUGGAAAUUUUAUAAAAGUUCGUCUCGACUCUUGCAUCACACUUCCCAUCGAAUGGAACGGUGUGGCCAACUCAAUCGACACAAUGAACGAAGAUUGUCUCCUCCUCUACGAGGACGUUGAUUGCCUCGAACAACUCGGAACUCAUCUCCGACUAGAUUCCACAAAUCUUGCCGAACAUAAAGAACUCAAAUUGGGCAAAUUCAACCUAAAAUUACGAUCACUGCAAUCCUGCUCCGAAGAGAAGAGCACGAUUAAAAGGCACAAAGACUUGUUUGAGACUGCAAAUCAAGAGGAAAAUUCGGUCCUGGUACAAAUUUUAAUACCGAUCGCUGCCGUCUUCCUCAUCACAGCAACACUGCUUUUCUCCAUCUUAUUUUACAUCGCUAAGCGAAGAAAACAACGCAAAAAGCAAAGUGUGUAUCAAACUGAAAGAAUUGCUUUGCAGGAGGAAACCAACAAGUUUUUACAAGGAUAUGAAUCAAAAAGUAAAAGUAAUGAAGAUUCGUCAAGUAUCGUGCUCAGCUCGCCGUACGAUACACAUUAUGAAAUUGCAAAAAAUCGGAUUGAUAUCGAUUUUAAGAUAGUCUUGGGCUCUGGACAGUUUGGAAUCGUCUUUAAGGGAAGGUUCACAAAUUCCGUGGGAAUAUUGAUGGAUGUUGCCGUUAAAACUGUCAAGUCUGACGCGAGUAUUGAGUAUCUUAAAGCUCUGCUGAAGGAGACGAAGGUUAUGAUUUACAUCGGAAAGCACCCAAACAUUGCUGAAUUUGUUGGUUGUUGCACCAAAAACCUGGAAAAAGGGAGAUUUCUCAUAUUAAUGAAGCUUUAUCCGGUGGGUUCUCUUGAAACUUAUUUAAACGAGAAUAGGGAUUCAUUUACGGAAUCAGGGAUACAAAGCGACAAUAAAUUGUCCUCAACGGAUGAUCCUACCUAUACGAAAAUGGAACUGCUUAAGCAUGAUUCCACAACCUUCAACACACAACGUCUUAUCCAAUGGUGCCUAGGUAUUGCGGAGGGAAUGGAAUUUUUAGCCUAUAAAAAGGUAAUCCAUGGUGAUCUGGCAACCAGAAAUGUCCUCCUUGAUGACAACUUAACUCCCAAGAUAUCCGACUUUGGUCUCUCUGUCCAGCUCCACCAGUAUUACGAAUACAUUAAGAACAAAAAUACUCCACUCCCGUGGAGAUGGCUCGCGAUAGAGUGCUUAAACAGUUCAAUUUUUUCUACCCAUUCUGACGUUUGGUCGUACGGAGUGACCAUGUGGGAAAUUUUUACCCUUGGAAGCGUCCCGUAUGAAGGGCUGUCCUGGGGACAAGAGUUUACUCAAAGUUUGGAGCAAGAAAUGAGAUUGGAAAACCCAAUUAAUGCUUCUAAUGAUUGUUGCAGAAUGAUGAACGACUGCUGGAAACAAGUGCCAAAGGAGAGGUGUUCAUUCACCGAGCUGAAAUGUCGCCUGCAGUCAAUCCUUCAUUGUGAAGACACAUCCACUGACAUUGGACCGAAUGCAUGUCUGUAUGUUGGUGUCGAAGCGAUAAGCUAAUAAGCAGCCAAACUUCACUUUAGCAGAAAUAAUCAUUCAUUAAUUUGAACGCUAAUUUGAGCGAUCACAUAUCAUACUUAACUCCGACUAUUAAAUAACACCGAAAUGAGAGAAACAAAUAUACGCAUAUGUAUAAUCUGAUCCCUACGUAACUCAAGCGAUAUCUACACCACUCUUUAAUAGUAUAGUAUGUAGAUAUAUUGUAUUAUAUUUAUUUAUAUACGCAUGUACACUUAGAAACUAUAUGUAUGCGUUUUGUAUGGGCAUACAUUUAUUUAUAAAAUUCGUAGAAUUAAAGUUUAAGUCGUAGAAUUUAUUGUCAUGCCUA
Folsomia candida is the source of this 2788-nucleotide messenger RNA. Its product is annotated as platelet-derived growth factor receptor beta-like. Gene Ontology annotation, cellular component: basal plasma membrane; signaling receptor complex. The record is from RefSeq and is a predicted model, not a curated record. Gene Ontology annotation, biological process: positive regulation of cell population proliferation; cell surface receptor protein tyrosine kinase signaling pathway; protein phosphorylation. Lineage: Eukaryota; Metazoa; Arthropoda; Collembola; Entomobryomorpha; Isotomidae. The transcript is spliced from 10 exons. The coding region runs from base 40 to 2460 and encodes 806 amino acids. Gene Ontology annotation, molecular function: ATP binding; transmembrane receptor protein tyrosine kinase activity.